AUGGAGAAGUCAUCUGUUGAGAGAAACAGAGCAAGGCGCAUUGAAGCGGUUACACAUAACCGAAAAGACGUGGAUAAUGAGAUCCACACACGCAUGGUGGAUAGUGAGAUCCACACAUGCAGGCGGUUAUGGAGACGACCGGAAAAAGACAUGGUGGAUAAUGAGAUCCACACAUGCAGCGGUUAUGGAGACGACCGCAAAAAGACAUGGUGGAUAAUGAGAUCCACACAUGGAGUCGGUUACGGAGAUGGCCGGAAGAAGACGUGGAGAGAGGAUUUCACGCACGGAACGUCGAGGAGACGUGAUAGUGAUCAAAGGGAGUCACCAAGCAACAGAAGAGGAUGCUUACCUCGGAGAAAAAAUGGAGCAACAGGGGAUGUGAAGAAGACUCACAUUUAUGACGUCAAGGAGACGUUGAUGGUGAUCAAAGGAAGACACCAAAGCAACAAGAGGAUGCUUACCUCAAUCUAUGAGAAGAGGGAGCAGAAAACGGUUAGAGAUAACCGUAGAAGACGUGGAGAGGAUUCACGCGGAAGACGCUAA
Microthlaspi erraticum is the source of this 543-nucleotide messenger RNA. NCBI's taxonomy places the organism in Eukaryota, Viridiplantae, Streptophyta, Magnoliopsida, Brassicales, Brassicaceae. The record is from the annotation of a GenBank genome assembly.